UACAUGGAGAUCUGAAGCACCGUAGUUGAAAUUCAGCUAGCGUGCGACGCUGUUACGCUGUGAGCUAGUGCGGUUUGAUUUGAUUAAUUGGUUUUAUUGUUAGACUAGUUGCGGUUCUUCAGGAUUAUGCUUCGUUACCUGAAGAAUGUCUACAAGGCUGCUUUACCCACUUUGUCAUGGAUGCGUCUAGUAGCAGUCGCAAUAAUAACAAAGGCGCUAGAUUUGGCCAUCGUAAGUGCUUUAUCUAUUUAUUAUGUGGCGGAGGCGCUGGUUGAAUCGCUCAUGCCUUCAUUCCUGAGAAAUGAAAAGAGUCUGGAGGGGAAGGUUGUGCUUGUAACGGGGGGCGCAGGAGGAGUUGGGCAGGAGUUAGCUUUGAGACUGGCGAGAGAGGGCGCCAAGGUCGUUAUUUGGGAUGUCAACGAGAAGGCUUUGGAAAAGGUGAAAUUGAAGAUAGAGGAGGAAGGUCACAAAAUAUUCGCGUACACCGUGGAUAUUACCCAGAGGGAAAUCGUUUACAAAUAUGCUGACAUUUUAAAAGCAGACUUGGGUCCCGUUGAUAUCCUCAUCAAUAAUGCUGGGAUUGUGUGUGGCCAGAUAUUGCUAGAGAUUCCCGACUAUAUGAUAGAAAAGACAUAUAAAGUCAAUAUUUUAGCUCACUAUUGGACAACAAAGGCGUUCCUCCCAUACAUGCUGAAGAAAGGAACUGGUCACAUCGUCACUGUAGGGAGUCUUACUGGACUUUUGGGCACCUACAAAUGUACGGACUACAGUGCAUCCAAGUUCGCUACGGUGGGAUUUCAUGAGAGUUUACUGACAGAGCUGAAGACUCAUGGUCACGACAAGAUCAAUAUGACCCUGAUAUGCCCGUACUUCAUCAACACGGGCAUGUUCGACGGGUGCAAACCCAGGAACUUGGACAUGCUGGAACCCAGAGACGUCGCCAAGCGCAUUAUCACAGCCAUAAAACGAGAGGAGGUUUUCGUCACGAUGCCCUCCGCGAUGAGAUAUAUCCUUCCACUUAAAAGCUUUAUUCCAGCCAAACUCAGUUGGGCGGUGAUAUACAGAUUGAUCCAGGGACCCCAAUCGAUGAUGGGUUUAAGGUCCUUCCAUGAAGUAGAGGCUGCGUAGAUUCAGCAGUUGUUUAUAUACUUAACCGGAAAUGUAUUAGUUUGUAAGGCAAUGUGUGAUUCUAGUUUUAAAAACAAAUGUUUUAGAUUACGGGAAAUUAUUACUCACUAAAUAGUAUUUUAGGAAAUAAAUGUUUUUACCCAUC
This is a messenger RNA of Anoplophora glabripennis (Asian longhorned beetle), 1273 nucleotides long. RefSeq names its product short-chain dehydrogenase/reductase family 16C member 6. The record is from RefSeq and is a predicted model, not a curated record. Lineage: Eukaryota; Metazoa; Arthropoda; Insecta; Coleoptera; Cerambycidae. The transcript is spliced from 6 exons. The coding region runs from base 127 to 1128 and encodes 333 amino acids. Gene Ontology annotation, molecular function: oxidoreductase activity, acting on the CH-OH group of donors, NAD or NADP as acceptor. Gene Ontology annotation, cellular component: lipid droplet.